AUGGAUACAUCUAAGCCAAAAUCAGAAAAAGCAAGAAAAAGUCGCAGGCGCCUUGGUGCCCGGCAAUAUAAAAAUUAUUCAAAUGAAAUGCUUGAAAUAGAUGUAGAUCUUGUUAGAAAAAAAAAACAGAUAUCAGCAAGAGAGGCGGCUCGACAAUUCGCAAUUCCAAAACAGACAAUAUUAAAUAAAGUAAACAAGUCUCAUACAAAGUCUGUCGGAUGUCCAACGCGAUUAUCUGAUGACGAAGAAGCCAAAUUUAUUAAAGUUUUAAUUGCUGCUGGGGAAUUCGGAUGCCCACUUAGUAAAUUGGAUCUUCGCCUCGUCGUGUUUGAAUACUUGAAAAAUAAUGGUCGCGAGGAUGUAUUUAACGGAGGACCUCCUGGAAAAGCAUGGCUUGAUAAUUUUUUGUCAAGACAUUCAUCAGAUUUGUCAGUUCGUAGCACGCAGAAUAUUAAAAAAAUAGAGCUGAGAAAGGGGUUGAUGAGUUCAUGA
Molecule: messenger RNA, 492 nt
Organism: Parnassius apollo (apollo)
Lineage: Eukaryota; Metazoa; Arthropoda; Insecta; Lepidoptera; Papilionidae
Source: the annotation of a GenBank genome assembly